Molecule: messenger RNA, 4158 nt
Organism: Salvelinus namaycush (lake trout)
Lineage: Eukaryota; Metazoa; Chordata; Actinopteri; Salmoniformes; Salmonidae
Product: cationic amino acid transporter 3-like
Exons: 11
Coding region: 1-1971 (656 amino acids)
Biological process (GO): transmembrane transport; amino acid transport
Cellular component (GO): plasma membrane
Molecular function (GO): amino acid transmembrane transporter activity
Source: RefSeq, a predicted model, not a curated record
AUGGUAGACAAGAUGGCCUCCUUUGGCCGGAUCUUGUUGCGACGCAGGGUACUGGACUGCUCCGAUGAGGGAAGCCGCUUCGCCCGCUGCCUCUCCACACUGGACCUGGUGGCGCUGGGGGUGGGCUCUACGCUAGGGGCAGGGGUGUACGUCCUGGCUGGUGAGGUAGCCAGGGAGAAGGCUGGUCCUGCCAUCGUGCUCUGCUUCCUCAUCGCUGCGCUCUCCUCCAUGCUGGCCGGACUCUGUUACGCCGAGUUUGGCGCCCGCGUACCCAAGACUGGUUCGGCGUACCUGUACAGCUACGUGACGGUUGGCGAGAUCUGGGCUUUCAUCACGGGGUGGAACCUCAUCCUCUCCUAUGUCCUCGGUACAGCCAGUGUGGCCCGAGCCUGGAGCUCUAAUGUCGAUAGCCUGGUGGAGCAGAGGAUAUCAGACUUCUUCAGGUCGUCCAUGGCCAUGAACGUCCCGGGGGGCGUGCUGGCUGAAUACCCGGACCUGUUUGCGCUCAUCCUCGUGCUCUUAUUAACCGGGCUGCUGGCGUUUGGCGUGAGUGAGUCGGCUCUGGUGAAUAAGAUCUUCACGGGGGUCAACCUGGUGGUGCUGGGCUUCGUCAUCAUCUCAGGCUUUGUGAAGGGAGACACAAACAACUGGAACCUUACUUUGGAUGACUUUAACAACACCUACCGUGUCAUCAACGCCAAUAUCACCAACGCGUCCAGCUUAUCCAAAGAGGUUGUGGAUAAGACGUUUGGCACAGGUGGUUUUGCUCCGUUUGGCCUCCGUGGCAUUUUGUCUGGUGCCGCCACGUGUUUCUAUGCCUUUGUGGGGUUCGACUGCAUCGCCACGACAAGCGAAGAGGCUAAGAACCCAACGCGCUCCAUCCCUGUGGGCAUCGUGGCCUCUCUGCUCAUCUGUUUCUUCGCCUACUUCGGGGUGUCUGCGGCCCUCACCCUCAUGAUGCCCUACUACCUGCUGGACACCAAGAGCCCCCUGCCAAAGGCCUUCAUCCACAUAGGCUGGCCUGCUGCUCACUACAUCGUGGCUGUGGGCUCCCUCUGUGCUCUCUCCACCAGCCUGCUUGGGUCCAUGUUCCCCAUGCCGAGGGUGAUCUACGCCAUGGCAGAGGAUGGGCUCCUGUUCCGUGGCCUGUCCCGCAUGAACACGCGCACCAAGACGCCCCUGAUGGCCACUAUCGUCUCUGGCUGUGUGGCAUCUCUGAUGGCCUUCUUCUUUGACCUGGCUGCCCUGGUUGACCUCAUGUCCAUAGGGACACUGCUGGCCUACUCACUAGUGGCCAUCUGUGUGCUCAUCCUCAGGUACCAGCCGGGCACCCUGAGCUCGUCCAGUCAGAGUGAGAAGCUGGUGGAGCUGGUGGGAGGGGAGAAGGUGGCCGUGUCCGGGCGAGACAGCGGUGACGAGUACGGCCUGGAUCUGGAGGACGGACCCCUCCGGGAGAAGUUCACCCCCCGCCUCCUCCUCUUGCCCAGCGGGAAUCUACCCACUAAGAUCUCUGGGAACAUCGUCUAUGCCACCACGGCCAUUAUCUCGGUGCUCAUCACUGUGCUGUGUGUGGUGUUGGCGGGGAAGCUGGAUGAGUUGAUCGAGGUUCAGCCUGUGUGGGUCACGGUGUGUGUAGUACUGGCCUUGCUCUGUGCCCUUUGUGUCGUCAUCAUCUGGAGGCAACCCGAGAGCAAGGAAGCCCUCACCUUCAAGGUGCCCUUGUUGCCUUGGCUGCCUCUGUUCAGUGUCUUUGUCAACAUCUACCUCAUGAUGCAGCUGGACCUGGCUACGUGGUGCUGCUUUGCUGUUUGGAUGGGCAUUGGAUUUGCAAUCUACUUCUGCUACGGGAUCUGGCACAGCAGCGAGGCAGCCAACAGCACCCCCCGGAAAUACGAGCCUGCCCUCCAGACCAAGAAGAAGCCCAUCUACCUGGGGAGAGACGAGAGUGAGGCGGAGGGGAUGAGCCCCUGAACGGCUAGGGGCUGGAGGAAACCCCACACGUUAUACCUCUGAAGUGAAGGCAGACAAUUCAACUGACACUGCAAUGUGUGUGUCUAGAUUUGUUGCCUUUCAUUUUUGGGAGAUCUGUCUUACACUUUAUUGGACAGUUUAUGAGUAAUACUUUCAACACUUAAUGUUUCUAUUAACAUUACUAGUGAUUUUUAAAAUGUAUUUAUUAACCGUUAGUCUCUUCCUAGUUGGUGGCUGUGGCCGUGCCUCCAAUCGUUAGCCCCCGGGGGCCCCCCGCAGCUAUAUGAAGUACAGCUGUACAGGAUCUGUUGGUUAGGGCCAUGUGUAUUACUGGGUACCAGUGUGUCUGUGGGGUUUACGGCCUUGGUCAGGGCCUCCGUAGACUUGUUAACGGUGUCGAGGCCCAACGCGGGCGUUUUUUGGGAUGACUGUCGUAGACGAGCUGUCCUCCACCUGCCAAAGAGCAACCUAUUUAACAGGACUUUGUGCACCUAGUUGCAGAAACAAUUAUUUUUGUUGGUGUCAGCUUCUUCAAUAUGUCUCAUGAAAUGGAAAUAUCACCACAGAGACCUCGAACUACAUAUCCUAUAAUGUUAAAUGCGUUUAUGAACAAUCUGUUGCCGGUGAUUUUUCUGUCGUACAUUUGUCUUCGAAUGUAUGGUAAAAAUAGUCAAAGUAAUGAUGUAUGUUAUCAUUUUCAUGGUGAUGUAAGUCCCUGUGUUACUUGCCUCUGAGGUCCAUCCAAAGAAUUGACUGAGGUAAAUCAACCCUUGGAGAGUGAUAAAGCAUCCCAGCACCUCUGCACUGUCUGCUGAAUAAUCUUUAAUCUGGUAUCGUCAUUUGGGCUGUUCUGUACUCGUGUAACCCCCUUCAUAUGCAUUUCUAUUUAUCUCUGGAGUUCUGAUUUACAAAUCCGAGCUACCCUUUUUAUAUGGAAAUACUUGAGUUUGAGAUCUCUGCCUCGAAUGCUUGAGCUGUCUACAGACGUAGAUUUAACUGUCAAACAAAGAACUACCUGUAUGAUCUAGACACUGCGCUGUAUUGACUCUUUUUAAAAGGCAGUGAUUUUAGUCCUGGUCAGGUAUUACCACUAAUAUUACUUUAGCUGUAGAUUCUUGUGAACCUAUUUUCACAAACAUUUUUAGUUUCCAUUGAAACUUGUUCUUGGCAGCUUGGCUGUCGAGUUUGCAUCUUCAUUUUAGCCAUCUAUUUUCCUGCUAUGCCCUUCAACUGACUUUAAUCGAGUAAUGUGCUUUUUAUAGAUGUGUUUUGUCUUUUACAUGUACUCUUGAUUACCCCCUUGCUUUUAAUGUGUUACUGUAUAUAGCAAAACUUUUGCUUCACCAAAUAAUUGACAGGUCUACUCGUGACUCUAUUUGUUAAGUCACUAGUUGUGGUGCUGCUUGACCAAAUGACAUUUUGCUUUGGAGACACUGGUUCAAGAGCAUUAGUAUGACCAGCAAAAAUUGGUCUCUAAAUUUGAACUUUAUUUGCUCUGCUCCAAAGACCAUGGAGAUGGCGAGGAUAAUUGAUAGAUAUGGUAUUGUAGUACGGUAAUAACUGUAGAUGUACUGUGUGUAUAGCUGUAUUUUAUUAGUAUAAUGCUGUAUAUUAUACAAAUGGACAUGUUUUUAUAGUUGUGCUUCUCGGCAUUACUUUUAACAACAUCGUUUCUUGAGGGUUUGUUAGACAAAAGAAACCGGUUCCUCCAAAAGAAACCGGUUACUAAAAAUGCCUACCACCUCAAAGAUCCCACUGGCUGGUAAACCAAGACACAGGUUUUUAUCUUCGGUUUUAUAUACUGUAAAUACACUGCAUGACCAAAAGUAUGUGGACACCUGCUCGUCAAACAUCUCAGUCCAAAAUCAUGGGCCUUAAUAUGGAGUUGGUCCCCCCCCCCCCCUUUGCUGAUAUAACAGCCUCCACUCUUCUGGGAAGGUUGUCCACCAGAUGUUAGAACAUAGCUGUGUGGAUUUGCUUCUAUUCAGCCAUGAGCAUUAGUGAGAUCAGGCACUGAUGUUUGGCAAUUAGGCCUUGGCGUUCCAAUUCAUCCCAAAGGUGUUCGGUGGGGUUUAGGGCAGGCCUCUUUGCAGGCCAGUCAAGUUCUUCCACACCAAUCUCGACAAACCAUUUCUGUAUGGAACUCGCUUUGUGUACGGUUGCAUUGUCAUGCUGAAACAGGAAAGG